This is a messenger RNA of Penicillium brevicompactum, 1197 nucleotides long. RefSeq lists its product as uncharacterized. The coding region runs from base 1 to 1197 and encodes 398 amino acids. Lineage: Eukaryota; Fungi; Ascomycota; Eurotiomycetes; Eurotiales; Aspergillaceae. Gene Ontology annotation, molecular function: gamma-glutamylcyclotransferase activity. The record is from RefSeq and is a predicted model, not a curated record. The transcript has a single exon.
AUGGCAAAUCCAGCGGCCCGAAACGACGGCUCGGCUCCAGCGGCUGAAUGUCGCUUCAGCGCAACCGCAUCUCUCACCAAGCUACGAGGCUUACUUCCAGCUUUUUGGGCUAAACAGGAUGUAAAACUCGAUACGACACCCAUCCCCACAACGACGAUCGGCCGUCGUCGCGCAUCUAGCUUCGCCGCUUCCCUCGAUCGCGAUGAAACGCUCGCUGAGAAGAUCUCCGAGCAGCUGGAUCAUGGAGUGGAGGUACAAGAGACUGAAGAGACGGUCUUGUAUCUAGCGUACGGGUCGAAUUUAGCGACGCAGACAUUCCGCGGGAUGCGCGGGAUCAAACCACUUUCACAGAUCGGUGUCUUUGUUCCUGAGCUGAGACUCACGUUCGAUCUUCCGGGGAUUCCGUAUGCGGAGCCUUGUUUCGCUGGCACACAAUACCGAGAGGAAUCGCAUGAUGGGUGCGUGUCAGACGGUGAAGAGUUAUCGGAGAAGGCUACGUUGAUGGGCGCACAGCAUGAGUCCAGGUAUCACAAGCGUCGAUGGAGCGGGCCGCUCGUUGGCGUGGUUUAUGAAGUUACACUUGCGGACUAUGCGAAGAUCAUCGCGACGGAAGGCGGCGGUCGCGGAUACCGUGAUGGUGUCGUUGAUUGCUAUCCAUUCCCCGAAUCCUAUGAUUCCUCCGACCCGGUUCCCGAUCAUCCAUCCACACCACCGUUCAAAGCGCGCACGCUUCUUUCGCCUGCUGCGGAUGAUGCGAGGCUUCGCUCGCAGAUGAGGAAGGGUGCUGCGGUAGUUGCUAAACCUGCGCUUUCGUGGUGGUAUACUAUCGGUUUGCACUUCCGUCCUGAUCCCGAUUACGCUCAGCCUUCUGCUCGGUACUUGAAUUUGAUUAGGAAUGGGGCUGCGGAGCAUGAUCUUCCCAUUUCUUAUCGGAAGUAUUUGGCGCAGAUUCGGACUUAUCAUAUUGUGACGCGGCGGCAGAAGGCUGGGAAGGUUAUCUUCUUGGUUUUGUGGAUUCCGUGGGUGCUUUUGGUAUUGACCUUGUCGAAGAUCUUUGCUGGACCUGAUGGUCGCAGUCCGCCAUGGUUGGUGGCUAUGGCGAAUAUUUUGUUUUCAUCUAUGUGGAGUAGCUAUGAUUGGUUCUUUGUGAAGGUCUUUGGGAAUGGCGAGAGGACUCUGGGCGAUGUGUUUGCCUAA